Stylonychia lemnae is the source of this 1974-nucleotide messenger RNA. NCBI's taxonomy places the organism in Eukaryota, Ciliophora, Spirotrichea, Sporadotrichida, Oxytrichidae. The record is from the annotation of a GenBank genome assembly.
AUGAAAAGAACGUGUUUCAAUCACAUUUUACUGAUUUCAGUACUAGCCCUCGCAUUCAUUUGCGGACCAACCAAAAAGAAGGAAGUUGAAGGACCAGUCAUUGGUAUUGAUCUUGGAACUACCUACUCUUGCGUAGGUAUCUUUAAGAAUGGAAGAGUCGAGAUUAUUCCAAACGAAUUUGGAAACAGAAUCACCCCCUCAUUCGUCGCCUGGUCUGACGAAGAGAGAUUAGUCGGAGAAGCAGCUAAGAAUCAAGCUCAUGUUAACCCCAAGAGAUCAGUCUAUGUCGUAAAGAGACUUAUUGGUAGAGCAUAUGAUGACAAGGAAGUCCAAAGAGACAAGAAAUGGUUACCAUAUGAUAUUGUCAACAAGGGCGGCAAACCAUACGUUAAGGUUCAAGUCCAAGGAGGUGAGGAAAAGACUCUUUCACCAGAGGAAGUGUCAGCAAUGAUCUUGAUCAAGAUGAAGGAAAUCGCUGAGGCUUAUUUAGGUAGAGACGUUAAGCACGCCGUCAUUACUGUCCCAGCCUAUUUCAAUGACUCUCAAAGACAAGCCACCAAGGAUGCAGGUCUUAUUGCUGGUCUUGAUGUUCUUAGAAUCAUCAACGAGCCAACUGCCGCCGCUAUUGCCUAUGGUAUGGACAAGAAGCAAGGAGAGAAGAACAUCAUCGUUUUCGAUCUUGGUGGUGGUACUUUUGAUGUUUCCCUUCUUACCAUUGAUAAUGGAGUUUUCGAAGUCGUUGCCACCAGUGGAGAUACCCAUCUUGGAGGAGAAGAUUUCGAUCAAAGACUCACUGAACACUUCGUUAAGGUAUUCAAGAAGAAGCACAACAAGGAUAUUAAGGACGAUGCUAGAGCAUUCCAAAAGCUAAAGUCAGAAGUUGAGAAGGCCAAGAGAGAUCUCUCAAGUGUUCAUCAAACUAAAGUUUCAAUUGAGAAUAUUGUUGACGGUAUUGAUUUCAGCGAGACCAUUACCAGAGCUAGAUUCGAAGAACUCUGUAAUGAUUUAUUCAAGAAGACCCUUCAACCAGUUCAAUAAGUUCUUGAUGACUCAGGAAUGAAAAAGACUGAUAUUGAUGAAGUCGUACUCGUUGGUGGUUCAACUAGAAUCCCCAAGGUUCAACAACUCAUUAAGGAUUUCUUCAAUGGUAAAGAACCAAACAGAGGUAUUAACCCAGAUGAAGCCGUCGCCUAUGGUGCUGCCGUCCAAGGAGGUAUCUUAGGAGGUGAAACUUCAGAGGAGACCAAGGAUAUUCUUUUGAUUGAUGUGACCCCUCUUACCUUAGGUAUUGAGACUGUUGGAGGUGUUAUGACCAAGAUUAUCAACAGAGGUACUGUCAUCCCAGCCAAGAAAUCCCAAACUUUCACCACCUAUCAAGACCAACAAACCACUGUUACCAUUCAAGUCUUCGAGGGAGAGAGAACACUUACCAAGGAUAACCACUUACUCGGUAAAUUCGAUCUCACUAGUAUCCCACCUGCCCCAAGAGGUGUUCCAUAAAUCGAAGUUACAUUCGAGAUUGAUGAGAACAGUAUACUCAGUGUUUCCGCUCUUGAAAAAGGUACUGGCAAAUAAGAAACUAUCACUAUCACCAACGAUAAGGGUAGACUCAGCAAAGAGGAGAUUGAUGCCAUGAUUAGAGAUGCCGAGAAAUUCGCUGAUCAAGAUAAGGAACUCAAGGAGAGAAUCGAUGCCAAGAACUCACUCGAAAACUAUAUCUACACAAUGAGAAACACUAUUGAAGAUAAGGAAAAGCUAGCCGACAAGAUCGAAGCUGAAGAUAAGACCAAGAUCAAGGAUGCCCUCCAAGAGACUCAAGAUUGGCUAAGCUCCCACGAAGAAGCAGAGAAAGAAGAAUUAGAGAGCCAACUUAAGGAUCUCCAAAGCAUCUGUGACCCAAUCAUCUCAAAGGUUUAUCAAAAGACUGGUGGCCAAGGUGCUGCUGGUGAUGAAGAAGACCACGAAGACCUAUGA